AUGGCAAGCCGGACGAAAAGCUUCUUCGAGCAGGAUCACAAGGCGAAUUAUAAACCACAACAAUGGAGACGGAACUACAUCAACAAACAACCACUCGGCGAAGUAGAUCCGAAUGUGAUAUCUGCGACUUCUCAAACCAAAACAAAGCUGAAAGCCUUUCAAUUCAUUCCAGGUCAGCCGGAGGGAGCAGGCAGAACAGUGGCGAGCGACGAGAACAACAUCGAUAGUGAGGAUAGUGGCAAACAUAGCGGUAAUAAUUUCUCGGUCGCACAAGACAGCGAGAUGCAAGGCGGCUGCUCAUCAGCGCCAAAUCGGAGAAGUGAUGGCUUGUCUGGGCAUGCUUUAGCUCAGUCCACGAGAACGCCAUCGCUACCACAUGCCAACACUUUCCCAUGCACUCCGAGUGAGCGACUACCGCUGGACGAUCUCAUCGGCAACUAUGACGAGAAUGCGAAGCCGCUAGCCGAGGAGGAAGCAUCUCCCGAAGAACAGCUGGGCUGGAUGCCGAACAGCUCCAACACGAUGACACCACAUCGAAGACGGAAGCGCGCUCAAAGCUCUUCGCCCUCAUGUCCAGCGACUUCCUCACAAAGACACGAGGCAUCAACAUUCUUUGGUGGCAACUUCACCAUAGCGGAGAAGAAGACACCGGAAGCAGACCUGACUGCUACACUAUGGCAGACAUAUGGCGGUGGAAAGGAUACCGGAAGUGCUGUGAAGCUGCCUGAUUUCAGCCGGCUAGUAGCCCAGGCAUCCCCACGGCCAAUCGAGACACCAAUCAAGAGUGCAGGAUUCAGGCGGUGGGCAAGUGCUGGCAAUGAGUGGCCGAGUAGCAAGAAUAAGAGGAGGAGGACUGACGCGCGCACAAGUAUUGGUGUGUGGCGAGAGGAGCGAGAAGGGGAGUUGGUAGGAGGCAAGAGUAAGGUGGCGACCAUGGUGGACAGAAUACAGGAGACCUUGGCGACGCAGAAGUUGGUACAUUCCACUGUGAAGCCUGCCCGGCCGGACGGUUCAUCCAGUUCCAUGAUCAUCCCAGAGGCACGCAACGAAGGCGUUCAUGCACACGUCAGCCCGUUGCAGGACAAGCCUCAAGCGCCUACAGCAUUGCAAGCACCGCUCGCGGACAACGAUGACCAAAGCGCACCAUCGGUCGCUCUGCUCGACGAUGCCAUGCAAAUAUUGCAACCCAACGCAGGUUUGCCACGACCGUCAACAUCAAAGGUGCACAGCCUGUCCCCAGACCGACCGGACCCGCCACUCAACAUUUCCAGGACUGUGGGUCAGGCAUCAGAUUCAAUUAUAUCAGCGCCACUCCACUUUCAAAGCAAAGCACUGCCUGCCUACAAGCGGCCAUCGGUCAGCGCCUCAGGACGCCAGUAUCCAGUCAAGCAGCCAUCACAACCUGUCGCGGCCCCAAUCGUGAACAGUGAGCUCGAUGACUUUGGCGAUGACUUUGACUUGACCGCCGAAGACCUUGACGAACUUGCGUCUCAGAUCCCACUCGAGCAACGAUCACUACACCAGAUACCAGCACAUCCGAACCCACCACCACCACAACCCAUAUCAUUCCGUGUUGGAACGCCGGAGCCGAUAAUCACCCUUGACGAUGAUGAUGACGACGAGUUUGGAGGAGAUGAUCUGGACGCCGAUGCUCUGGUUCAGGCAGAGUUCAGUGCCACCCAAGCUUACAGGAUCAGUCCUCGAAAACGAAGUCCUCGAAAGUCGCCUGUGAAGUCCACUGGUGCCUUGAUCCAUACUCACUCUGAGCCGGACAAUGCGGUCACAAAGCUGAGACGAUAUAAAGUGACGAGUAUCCGCGAUGGCGAUUACACCAACGCCAAUGGACGCAGAUGCUCAGAGAGGGUAGUCCUCGCAGAACAUCACCGGACCUCGAAGCCGACUGCGAUCACUCUCCGCGAUUCGUGGUCAUUGUCUACGAUCGUCAAUGUUGGCAAUAUCGUACACGUCGCCGAAAUUCCUGGACUCCCGACCUCUGCAGAUCCACCUGGCCAGAUCACGAUUGGCGACCAUGAAAACAGUGCUCUGCUUAUUAUCCACCCAGAUAGCAUGCUGUCCGCCACCACCGUCGGCGACUCCUUUGACUGCGUCCGCAAAGCAGUGUUCAAGGAGCAUAUUAAAGCUACGAGCGAGGCGAACACAGGGAUGGUCUAUGGUAGCAUCCUGCACGAAGUCUUCCAGCAGGCUUUACUCGCUAAUGACAUGGAUCAUGGCUUGGUCGAGCUGGUCGAGCGAACAAUCCAGAAUCAUGUAGAAGGUCUAUGGGAGCUAGGCAUGAAAGACACAGUCCUUGCACGUGAAGAAGUUCUGGCUAAGAUGGGUGAAUUGGCUGGUUGGGCCAAAGCUUAUGUAGCCGAGCAGCCUGGUGAUGCGUCUGUUAUCGAUGACAAAUAUGGUGAGAAGGUGUGGAUGAGCGUCAGCAAGCUUGUCGCGAUUGAAGAGCAUAUCUGGUCGCCACUAUUUGGACUCAAAGGCAAUAUCGAUGCUACAGUGCAGACAACGUUGCUUGAUGAUCCUAGACAACCCACUAAACGGCUGCUUGCACCGCUGGAAGUCAAGACUGGAAGGACGACACAGUCUGUCGAGCAUCGUGCGCAGACGGCUCUAUAUACGCUGCUGCUGUCUGAUCGAUACGACCUUGCAGUCAAAGCUGGCAUACUCUACUAUCUGGAGAGCGCUACAACCUCCCGCAUCGCACCGCCGGCCAUUGAAAUACGGCAGAUGGUGCAGUCACGCAACAGACUCGCCGCGUACAUAUAUGCUGCCAAGCAUCCUGGUAUGCAAGCUGGCCAUACCUUGGCCACACCUUUGCAAGCGCAGGAUAUUGAGGAUUCGGCCAGCCUACCACAACUUCUGAAGAACCCGUUCAAAUGUGGUCGCUGCUAUGCUCAACAGACCUGCUUCACCUAUCACGCUCUUAGUGAAGCCGGCUCAGCACAGAGUGCUGGUAUGAUCGACGAUGGGAAGAAGAAUCACAGUCUGGUCUGGCACGAAGCUGUCGGUCAUCUGCUCUCGAACGCUGGCCGCAAGACCGAGACGGAGCAGCUGAAGAAAUGGUUCAUGAGGUGGGACAGACUUCUCACGUUCGAAGAGGGCGAGACUAGUCGAGUGAGGAAGGAGUUGUGGACCAUGACUUCUGCAGAGCGCGAGGCGGUGGGCCGUUGCUUUGGCAAUUUGGUUUUGCAUCAAGAUCUUACUUCGGCUGCUGCAUCGGCCACGCAAGCUGAUGGUAUCGAGGGCAGUGGCGGCAAGAUCAACCGGUAUACUUAUGUGUUCCGGAGGGCGAUUCCGAUCGCUGGCGCAAGCUUUGCAGAGGGUACACAGCUGACUGCUGGUGAGCCGAUUGUAGUAUCGUCGGAGCACGGGCAGUGGGCGCUUGCCAAUGGCUACGUGGUCUCAGUAACCAAGCACGAGUUCACUGUGGCCGUGGACCGAAAGCUGGGAGAUGCUAGACAGCGAAUGGCUGGUUUUGAUGAGGUCAACAACCACGCUUUUCAGGGCAUUAUGACAGUGAGUAAGGAGAGCGAGAUGACUGCCACACAACAGGCGAUGCUUUACCGCGUGGACAAAGACGAAUUCGCGAAUGGGCUGGCACUUGUCCGCAGCAACCUCAUCUCGCUCAUGUCAUCCCAUCCAAUACCAACCAAGCUCCGCCAACAAGUCAUUCACAAAUCGGCUCCAAUAUUCUGUCCACCUUCACAGCUACCAGCGCUCCAGCAAUCACAGCUUGGACAAAUGAAUGAAGACCAACAAGCAGCCGUGGCCAAAGUCUUGAGCGCUCAAGACUAUGCACUCAUCCUCGGCAUGCCCGGAACAGGCAAGACAACUACGAUUGCUCACAUCAUUCGUGCCUUGCUUGCCGAAGACAAAACCAUCCUUCUGACCUCAUUCACACACACAGCCGUCGACAAUAUCCUCCUCAAGAUUCGCGAUAUUGCACCGCCGGAUAGUAUCCUGCGGCUCGGCGUACCAGCGAAGGUCAACAAGGAAGUGCAGCAAUUUUGUCAAUUGGCUGCUACACCACGCAAGACGAUUGAUGAAAUCGAGGAGGCAUAUAUGGGUAGCCGGAUAGUGGCUACGACGUGCAUGGGUACCAACCAUGCGUUGUUCCGUCGACGAGCAUUCGAUGUCUGCAUUGUCGAUGAAGCCAGUCAAAUCACGCUUCCGACUGCACUCGGGCCGCUGCUGCAUGCAAGAAAGUUUGUGCUGGUCGGAGACCAUUUUCAAUUACCACCGCUCGUGCAGAACCGACGUGCACUGGAGGGCGGUCUAGAUGUUUCACUGUUUCGACAGCUGAGCGAGGAGCACCCGGAGGCCGUCGCGACGCUGGGUAGACAAUACCGGAUGUGUGAGGAUAUUAUGAGCCUGUCUAAUACACUGAUCUACGACGGUAAGUUGAGAUGCGGGAGUGAGGAUGUGGCGCAGAGAGCUCUGCAGCUUGCGGAUGAUGCGAGCUUGAAAGACUUUCACGAUGCUGCUCCACUUGGUACAGUAAAAUGUCAGCAGGAUCGGUGCUGGCUGGCAGAUGUGACACAGUCUGAGCGCAAGGUCGUUUUCGCCAACAUCGAUGCUUCUGGCAAAGAGGCUCACGAGACUCUCACCUCCGGCAAGAACAUCACCAAUCAGCUCGAAGCCACGCUCUCAGCGGAACUAGUCCUGAGCCUGAUCAAGCGAGGAGUUCCAGCCAAGGACAUCGGAGUCAUCACACUAUACCGUUCCCAGCUUAAUCUUAUGCGUCAACUCUAUCGCGUGGCAGGUAUUAGCGCAGAAAUCGAGAUCGACUCGGCGGAUCGCUAUCAAGGACGAGACAAAGAGUGCAUCAUCCUAUCCUUCGUCCGAUCGAACGAUGCUGGUAUCGUCGGCGACUUGCUGAAGGACUGGCGAAGAGUCAACGUUGCUCUUACACGAGCAAGGUCGAAACUGAUUAUGCUGGGAAGCAGACGAACGCUAGUGAACAAUGAGCUCUUAGCUCGACUACUCAGCCUGACAGACAGGCGUGGAUGGACAGUCGAUCUGCCAGCACAAGCACAUCUGCUACAUGCCUUUGAACUCAGCUCGCAGACUGUGGCUUCACUCGUGCCGAAAAGCACGCCUAGUCCGAAGAAGCGAAAUGCAGUGACUCGAACACCAAGAUCGAGUCCACUCUGGCCUUCGCAAAGCGCUGGCAACAGAGGCGUUCCAAGGCCUGGGAUGAAGACUCCAGGGAAGAUCGUCGAGGGGAUUGGCAAGAGUAGUCCUUUGAAGGACAUGGCGAUGUUUGACAUCUUCGAGGACCUGUCCGCUGAUGACUUUUGA
This is a messenger RNA of Recurvomyces mirabilis, 5313 nucleotides long. It is a transcript of the gene dna2, whose product is annotated as DNA replication endonuclease-helicase Dna2. The transcript has 3 exons. Bases 1 to 5313 code for a protein of 1770 amino acids. Gene Ontology annotation, biological process: replication fork reversal. Gene Ontology annotation, molecular function: single-stranded DNA helicase activity; 5'-flap endonuclease activity. Lineage: Eukaryota; Fungi; Ascomycota; Dothideomycetes; Mycosphaerellales; Teratosphaeriaceae. The record is from RefSeq and is a predicted model, not a curated record. Gene Ontology annotation, cellular component: cytoplasm.